This is a messenger RNA of Hirundo rustica (Barn swallow), 639 nucleotides long. Its product is annotated as complexin-3-like. The transcript has 3 exons. The record is from RefSeq and is a predicted model, not a curated record. Gene Ontology annotation, cellular component: terminal bouton; SNARE complex. Gene Ontology annotation, biological process: neurotransmitter transport; regulation of neurotransmitter secretion; synaptic vesicle exocytosis. NCBI's taxonomy places the organism in Eukaryota, Metazoa, Chordata, Aves, Passeriformes, Hirundinidae. Gene Ontology annotation, molecular function: syntaxin binding. The coding region runs from base 181 to 639 and encodes 152 amino acids.
UCUCCUGCAAGCACCCUUGGGUGCAGCAAAGGGAAGGUCUUUCCACCCUGGCUGUGGCUUCCCCUCCUAAUGCCUUAAUCCGCACCUGAUCCACAGUGCCCCUGGGGCUGGUCCCACUGACCUUGCAGGCACAGGGAGCUGGUGGGCACCUUGGGGCAAGAGCUGCCACCACCACCCACCAUGGCCUCCUUCUUCAUGGCUGCCCUGAAGAGCUUCCAGGGGGGCAAGGACGAGUCACCCAAGGGGGCCCCCAAGGAUGACAAGGCAGCUGCGCUGCCCAACGGCAUGGCCCGCGAGGAGUUUGAGGAGUACCAGCGGCAGCUGCUGGAAGAGAAGAUCGAGCGGGACAAGGCGUUUGCACAGAGGAAGGCAGAACGGGCCACGGUGCGGAUGCACCUUCGAGACAAGUACCACCUGGCUCAGGACGAGAGGGACGAUGCCCAGGUGCACGUGGCCGGAGGUGCGGUGGAGCUGCCGCAGGACCUGGCAGCGAUGGUGCACAGCGAGGAGGAGGAGGAGGAUGGCAGCGCCGGGCCCUUCGCCGUCCUGGCGAAGCUGAGGGAGGUGGAGCUGCCGGCGCUGCGGGACCGCGCGUUGGGCGGCGUGGACCAGGUGAAGGAGAAGUGUGUCCUGAUGUAG